Messenger RNA from Cinara cedri, 2626 nucleotides. The record is from the annotation of a GenBank genome assembly. Lineage: Eukaryota; Metazoa; Arthropoda; Insecta; Hemiptera; Aphididae.
AUGGAUAAAAAAAGAAAAUGCUUUAAAAAAGGUGACACAAUUUUAAUUGAUAAACCAUUCAUCCAUGUACUGAAGUCCACGUUCAAAAACGAAAAAUGUGAUUAUUGUUAUUCUGAGUAAGCAAAAUCAAAUAUAUAUAUAGAUACACUCACUUAUUUUAUAUUUAAUAUUGUACCCAUUUAUUCUGUUAUAUUUUAGUUCUAGCCUCUCUAGAUGUUCAGGCUGUGGAUAUGUUCUCUACUGUAAUCGUACAUGCCAAAAGUUAUCGUGGGCUGAGCAUAAACUAGAAUGUGCUAAAAUGAAGAAAAUCCUUCCUAAAACAAUACCAGAUGCUGCAAGAAUUAUGUCAAAAAUAAUAAUCAAGCUUAAGGUCGUAAUAAAUGUUUACAAAGUAUUAUAUAAAAAAAAUUCUAUUUUAUGACAAUAUUUAAUAUGCAGAAUGGAGGAUGUACAGAAAAAGGCUACUACACAACUAAUCGUUACAGAACAUUCAAGGAUCUUAUGUCACGUAAUCAUAUUUCUUCAUCUAAUACUGAAAUGAGUGAUUUAGAUUUAAUUGAUUUAUUAUUUUAGAUUACCCUAAUUUAAAAAAUGACUCUCAUCGGCUAGAACAUUUUGCUACUUUGUGUGAAGUGUUAAAAGAAUAUAUGGGUGAAACAAAUCUUCCUAAUGCAGUAGAUUUACUUGGAAUCUACGGUCGAGUGAGUAAAUUAAAAAAAAAAAUGUUUAGACUCAAAAUAUAUAAUAAAAACCUUUGUGGUAAAAGUUUACAAAAUAUAAAAAAUAAUAUGUAUAAUCUAUGUUUCUUGGUAUAAUGAUACUAUCUGAUUUAAACAAAAUAUAAAAUAAAGAAUACCCAAUAAUAAAAUGUCUAAUGUGUUACAAUUAGAAAAACCACUAGACCAAUCAUUUUUCAUAUAUAAUUAAAAUACAUUUUUCUUCUUCCUCAACAAAAAUUUGAAUAUAUUUAGUUUUUUAACAGUAUUACCCUGUAUAAUGGUUUAACAAGUAAUAUAUCUAUAGAUACUAUCUUAAUAUUUUUUUAAAUGAACAAUGUUAUACCUACUUUGAAUUUUAAAAUAUUAACUUUUUUUCGAUAUUAGGUAUAAAUAACUGUUUUUUUAUUUAUUUCUUUUGCAGAUGUGUAUUAAUGCAUUUAAUAUAUUAGAUGAUAACUUGAACACUAUUGGAACAGGGAUAUAUCUUGCUGCUUCGGUAUUAAAUCAUUCAUGUGUACCUAAUGCAACUGCAACAUUUGAUGGUACUACAUUAAGAAUUGGUGCUAUAAUGGAUAUUGAACAUACUGAUCCAGAACUGGUAACUAAAAAUAAUAAUAAAACAUUAAUUAAAGAAGAAAAUUCACAAUAGAUUUUUUUCAUUUAUACGUAACAUUUGGUUUUAAUUUCCAUACAUGUAAACAUAUGUUUUACUAUAUUGACAUAUGCAAGACUUUUUUCUAUAAAAUUAUUUAUAUGGAUAAUUUUCCUAAAUGUAUGUAUAUUAAGUUUUAUUUACAACUUAACUAAUUUUUUGUAAUGUGUACAGCACAAUUAGCCAAAAAUUGAUUCUGAUAUGAUAAAUUGUAUUAUUUAUUGUUACUGAGAUUUUUAAUGAAUUAUAUAUUUAUAGCAUGUAUAUAUAUCAUAUUUGGAACUCAUGCAAACCACUGAAGAACGUCGAAAUGAAUUACAAACAAAUUACUAUUUUUUGUGUGAAUGUAAACGUUGUAUAACAAAUUACGAACAACAAUUUGUUAAUUCUAUGAUAUGUACUAAUGCUGAAUGUAAAGCUGCAAUUCCUUUAGGAAAUAAAGAGAAAGAAGUGUGUUAUUUGUAUUACACUAAACUUGUACUUAUUUUAAUUAAUUGUUAAGAAUAGUUUAAAAAUGUUUUUAAUUACUUAUUGAUUUCUGAAGAUUCCAGAUUCAGUUAGCUGUUCAAAAUGUCUGGAAAAAGUCACCAAAGAUAGAAUUCAAAUGUUUUUUGAUGUUACUGAUUUCACUGAAUUUCAAUUAAAUCGUAUGAGAGAUAUUGGUUGUAUCCUUUUUAUACACAUUUAUUUAUUUUCAAUUAAACAAUAAUUAUAUAUUUAUUUUUUUGUAUAUGUAUAAAAAGAAAAGUGAUUAUUUCCCAUUGACCUUUUUAGAUCUUGAUGUUUGUAAAAUAUGUCUAGAAAAACAAAAUGGGAUUUUUCAUCCAAAUAAUAUCAAUCGUAUUAAGAUUUUAGAUUUAGCUUUUGAAAGUGCUAUAAAAAUGGAGCAAUGGAAAGAGAGCUUGAAAUAUGGCAUUCUUUUAAUUGAAGGAUAUAAGUAAAUACUAGUUUUUAUUAAUUAAAAUUAAGUCGUUUAAAUCUAUAUCAUUUGAAAUUUUAUUUAUAAAUAUUUUUUUAAAGUAAUAAAUAACCUAUUAAUUUUUUUUUUAGGGUGUAUUAUGGUGAAUGUCAUCCUUCUUUAGGCAUUUUGUAUAUGAAACUAUUUAAAUUAUGUUCUGUUGUUGAAAAUUCUGAAUCGGCAGUAAAAUAUCUAAAAAAUGGAAUGUCAAUUUUAAAAGUAACACACGGAGAAGAAAAUAGCUUAUAUAAAAAUGAAGUUAUUCCAUGCUACAAAGAAUUAAUUCAAUAUUUCUGA